Molecule: messenger RNA, 1020 nt
Organism: Photinus pyralis (common eastern firefly)
Lineage: Eukaryota; Metazoa; Arthropoda; Insecta; Coleoptera; Lampyridae
Product: cuticle protein 16.5-like
Exons: 2
Coding region: 41-946 (301 amino acids)
Cellular component (GO): extracellular matrix
Source: RefSeq, a predicted model, not a curated record
AAAGCUCACACAAAUCAUAGGCCGUUGUACAAAACGCAACAUGGCAAUUAAAUUAGUAAUCAUUGCCGCUUUGGCAACCAUCGCUCGUGCUGGAGCACCCUAUGGAUACGCAGCAGCCCCAGCUGCAUACGCCGCUCACGCGCUUCCAUACGGAUACGCCGCUCCCGCAUAUGCAAAAAUUGCGGCGCCUGUUUCAUACGCAGCACCAGCUUUGUCUUACGCCGCCGCCCCAGCCGUGUCCUAUGCACACGCUCCAGCUGUAUCCUACGCCGCUGCCGCUCCAGCAAUCAGCUACGCUCCAGCCAUCGCUAAAGUAGCCGCCCCAGCUUACGCAUACGCCGCACCUGCUAUUGCCAAAGUUGCCGCUCCAAUUGCUUACGCCGCCCCCAUCGCCAAAACCAUCGUUGCCGAACCGGUCGCUCCACCAAACUACGAAUUUGGAUACGCCGUCAACGACCCCCACACCGGAGACUCAAAAAGCCAACAAGAAGUCCGUCACGGUGACGCCGUCCAAGGCAGCUAUUCCCUCAUCGAAUCUGAUGGCACCAAACGUACCGUUCAGUACACAGCCGAUGACCACAACGGCUUCAACGCAAUCGUUACAAAGGAACCCAUCGCAGUUAAGGCCGUAGCGCCCGCCGUUGCCGUAGCACCCGCCGUAGCGAAAAUUGCAGCACCCGCAUACGCGUACGCCGCACCAGCCCACGCAUACGCCGCACCAGCCCACGCAUACGCCGCACCAGCUCACGCUUACGCAGCGCCUGCCUUAAGUUACGCUGCCGCACCAGCCUACGCCAAAUUCGCCGCGGCGCCUGCCAUUAGUUACGCCGCCCCAGCCAUCGCCAAAUACGCUGCCGCGCCUGCAAUUUCCUACGCGGCCGCCCCCGCCAUCGGUUACGGAUACGGUGCCCCAAUUGCCAAACUUGCCGCUCACGGCUAUUAUUAAAAGUACCUUUGUUUUUUAGUUAUUUGUGUAUAAAUUUUUGUAUAUUUAUUUAAGGCUGUUUUCGCCAAAUACAA